AUGAGGCCCGCUCGGAGCUCUGUCUUCAGACGGCGCCGCUGCCCCCCGAAUCCCCUCUCGCUGGUCCUACGCAGCCUGGUCCUGGUCCCGCUCCUUCUGGGCUUUGCUCCUUGUUGUCAGGCAGUGCAGGCAGAAAAUGUCACCGUCUUGGAGGGUGGCACGGCCCAGAUUUCCUGUCGGCUGCAGAACUACGACGGAUCCAUUGUGGUCAUCCAAAACCCUCGCCGGCAGACGCUCUUCUUCAAUGGAACGCGCGCCCUGAAGGAUGACCGCUUCCAGAUGGUCCUUUUCACGCAGCGACUGGUCCGCAUCACGCUGACCAAUGUGAGCGUCUCGGACGAGGGCGGCUAUUUCUGCCAGCUCUACACGGACGCCACGCACCACCAGGUGGCCACGUUGGCCGUCCUGGUUCCUCCGGAGACGCCCGUUGUGGAGGUCAAGCAGGAGGCCGUUGAGGGUGCCGAAGCGGAGCUCAGCUGCGUGUCGCAGCGCAGCAAGCCUGCCGCCACCCUGCGUUGGAUGCGCAAUGGCCGAGAGAUUCCAGGUGUCGUCUCCCAGCAGGACAAUGGCAAGACCGUCAGCGUAUCGAGCACCAUCCGCAUCCCUGUCGAGAGGAAGGACAACGGAGCAGCAUUGAGCUGCGAAGCGUUCCACCCGGCGCUGGGCAACCUAAAGAGGAUCAGACACUACCGCCUGGAUGUGUUCUUUGCACCAACCGUGAGGAUCAUCCCUCCUCCUGGCAUUUUGCGAGAAGGCGACUCGCUGAUCCUGUCUUGCUCUGUCGUCGCCAACCCUCUACCUAGGUCCAUCCAUUGGUCCAAGAUCAAUGACACCUUACCCGAGCGGGCCGAGAUCUCCGGGCCCACCUUCCAGAUUUCCCGCCUGAGCCAGUCUCAUAACGGCACAUACCUGUGUCAGGCGCAAAACAACUACGGGCGAGCUGCUGAUCACUACACCCUGCUGGUCUACGAUAAUGUGACAUUCCCAAGCAUGGCCCCUUCCCCCCCAACUUCCCAUCCCAUCUCCAGCCCGACCCGAACUGGUCCGCGGGUAUUAAAGCCCGACCCGCGUUUUGUUGACACUGACGAUCCCGGUGCAGUGGUGGAGACUCAUAGCGCCGUACCCUACGCGGUGAUCGGAGGCGUUCUGGCUCUACUGGUUUUCACCGUAAUUUGCGUGCUCAUCGUGACCAUCUGGUGCUCUGUGCGCCAAAAAGGCUCCUACCUUACCCACGAGGCCAGCGGCUUGGACGAACACGGCGAAGUGCAGGAGGCCUUCCUCAACGGCAAUGAUGCCAGCCAGGGCAAGAAGGAGUACCUACUGUAG
Nerophis lumbriciformis (worm pipefish) is the source of this 1326-nucleotide messenger RNA. Lineage: Eukaryota; Metazoa; Chordata; Actinopteri; Syngnathiformes; Syngnathidae. The record is from RefSeq and is a predicted model, not a curated record.